UUUUGAGGUUAUAUUACACGCUGACAUAUAUUUUUUUUAUGAUGAUUAGUCAAACAUUUAUCAUCAUCAAAAGUGGACGCGUUUACAUUUUAAGAUAAGACCAGGAGAAAGAGAAAUCAAAACAAUCCGAUUACUAAAAAACUUCAAAAUCGGUACAUAAUAUUCCGAACAAAUUUUUAAACUAAUAUAAUCAAAGUGUCAUCGCAAUGGUGGCUACGAUAAAAGCAGUACAGACUAUCAGCUUUGGCGAGGGUCCGCACUGGGAUGUAGACGAACAAGUCUUGUACUAUGUUAACUUCCUAGACAACACAAUCAAUAAAUAUAACCCAGCAACCGGACAACACACUAAAACUAAACUGGCCCCGUACCCAAACACAUUCACUACAUUCGUGAUACCGAUCGAGGGAAGAAAACAUCGCUUCCUGUGCGGGAUAAAGCGUGACAUUGUCGAAAUAGAAUGGAAAGGGGACAACGAUACCGCAGUGGUCGUGCGGACUAUUGCCACUGUCGAAAAGGACCGACCUGAAAAUUUCUUAAAUGACGGCAAGGCAGACCGCAAGGGACGUUUAGUCACAGAUAUUAAAAAUUGACGGCAAAACGGGCGACAUACUUCAAAAAGUGACAAUGCCAACGAGUGAUGUGACGUCACUGACCUUCGGCGGACCGAAUUUAGACAUUAUU
Molecule: messenger RNA, 681 nt
Organism: Papilio xuthus (Asian swallowtail)
Lineage: Eukaryota; Metazoa; Arthropoda; Insecta; Lepidoptera; Papilionidae
Product: regucalcin-like
Exons: 5
Coding region: 207-590 (127 amino acids)
Biological process (GO): L-ascorbic acid biosynthetic process
Molecular function (GO): gluconolactonase activity; calcium ion binding
Source: RefSeq, a predicted model, not a curated record